This is a messenger RNA of Knipowitschia caucasica, 2667 nucleotides long. The record is from the annotation of a GenBank genome assembly. NCBI's taxonomy places the organism in Eukaryota, Metazoa, Chordata, Actinopteri, Gobiiformes, Gobiidae.
AUGACUGUGGCCGUCCGAUUCCGUCGUCAUCUGCGCAGGCUGCUCCUCCUGCUGGCGUCCUGCUGUCUGCUCUCCCUGCUCCUUUCUGCCUACUUCCUGUUCACUAACUCUACCCCGUCCAUGCAGCUGGGGCAGUCUGCCGAGCCAGCCUGCUCCCAGCCCCUGUCUUUGUCAUCCUCGUACCGGCAGCUUCCCUACCCCUACCCCCCUAACCCCCCUCACAUCCACGUGCACACUGAACCUGUGGUGCUGGUCCUGGUGGAGUCCCAGUACUCCCAGCUGGGUCAGGAUAUUGUGGCCAUUCUAGAGUCAGCACAUUUCCAGUUCCGCAUGGAGAUAGCUUCUGGAAAAGGUGACCUUCCUCCACUGACAGAAAAGGGCCGUGGACGAUACUCACUCAUUAUUUAUGAGAAUCUUCUAAAGUACGUGCACGCGGACACAUGGAACAGACAGUUGUUGCACCAGUACUGCACAGAGUACAGAGUGGGAAUUAUAGGUUUUUACCGCUCCACUGAAAACUCGCCUCCUUUACUCAAACUGCGAGGCCUCCCACUGGUACUGAAGACCAACCAGGCUCUAAUGGACUGCUGUGUUGUGUCUAGUUCUCCUCUGCUUCACCUCACUAAGCCAGGCUCGGACAGAGGGCCCCUAUCAGGAGAGGACUGGACCUCCUUCUAUUCCAAUCACUCUACUUACCAGGCUGUGCUGCAUGCACGAGCCAGGGACGGGGCCCCUGGGGCCGGCAGUGGUGACAAUCCAGGCUCUGGCUUCGGUGCUGGACAACAGGCCACAGUGGUGCAGGACAUGGGCCUUUAUGAUGGUGUCCGUAGGGUGUUAUUUGGCCAGGGCCUUGGAUACUGGCUGCACAAACUCAUCCUGGUGGAUGCCAUCUCCUACCUCACCGACAGGAAGCUGUCUCUCGGACUGGACCGACACAUGCUGGUGGAUAUUGAUGACAUCUUUGUGGGAAAAGAGGGAACACGCAUGAAUGUCAAGGAUGUAAAGGCUCUCCUUGAAACUCAGAAACAGUUGCGCUCUCAGAUCUCCAACUUUACCUUCAACUUGGGCUUCUCUGGAAAAUUUUACCACACAGGCACGGUGCAAGAGGAUGAGGGCGAUGAUUUGCUGUUGCGGUACGUGGAUGAGUUCUGGUGGUUCCCUCACAUGUGGAGCCAUAUGCAGCCGCACCUUUUCCACAACGAAUCCUCUCUGCUGGACCAGAUGGUUCUCAACAAGCAGUUUGCUCUGGAGCACAACAUCCCAGUGGACAUGGGCUAUGCUGUGGCCCCUCACCACUCGGGGGUCUACCCAGUGCACAUGCAAUUAUACGAGGCCUGGAGAAGGGUGUGGAACAUCCGGGUAACCAGCACAGAAGAGUACCCCCACCUCAAACCUGCACGCUAUCGAAAAGGCUUCAUCCACAACAACAUCAUGGUGCUGCCUCGACAGACGUGUGGCUUGUUUACGCACACAAUCUACUACAAGGAGUAUCCCGGAGGACCCAAGGAACUGGACAAGAGCAUCCGUGGAGGAGAGCUCUUUCUGACUGUGCUGCUCAAUCCGAUCAGUAUAUUCAUGACACACUUGUCCAACUACGGCAACGACCGCUUGGGUCUGUACACCUUCGUCCACCUGGCCUCCUUCUUGCGUUCAUGGACCAACCUCCAGCUGCACACGCUGCCUCCUCUCCAGCUUGCCCACAAGUAUUUCCAGCUCUUCCCCGAACAAAGAAAUCCUCUGUGGCAGAACCCAUGUGAUGACAAGCGGCAUAAAGACAUCUGGUCCAAAGAGAAAACCUGUGACAGACUGCCCAAGUUCAUGGUGGUGGGGCCUCAGAAGACAGGAACGACAGCACUUUAUCUCUUUCUCCUCAUGCACCCCUCCAUCUCCAGUAAUUUCCCCAGUCCUAAGACAUACGAGGAAGUCCAGUUCUUCAACACCAACAACUACCACAAGGGCAUUGACUGGUACAUGGAGUUUUUCCCUGUGCCCUCUAAUGUGAGCACCGACUUCCUCUUUGAGAAAAGUGCUAACUACUUCCCUUCGGAGGACACCCCACAGAGAGCUGCUGCACUACUGCCCAAAGCCAAGAUCAUUACUCUGCUCAUCAACCCGUCUGACAGGGCCUACAGCUGGUACCAGCACCAGAGAGCCCAUGAGGACCACGCUGCCCUGAAGUUUACCUUCUAUGAUGUCAUCAGCGCUACAGCUGGAGCUCCGGCCGAGCUGCGCUCUCUGCAGAACCGCUGCUUGCUCCCGGGGCUGUACUCCACGCACCUCGAGAGGUGGCUCACUUACUACCCUGCCAACCAGGUGAUGGUCAUUGAUGGUCACCAGCUCAGAUCUGACCCUGCUUCUGUUAUGGAUGAAGUGCAGAAGUUUCUUGGAGUGACUCCUCACUUCAACUACUCCCAGGCUCUCACGUUUGACCCUCAGAAAGGAUUUUGGUGCCAGCUCCUUGACGGGGGAAAAACAAAAUGUUUGGGGAAAAGCAAAGGCAGAAAGUAUCCUCCAAUGGAAUCUGAGGCGCGGGUAUACCUGUCGCGGUACUACAGAGAGCACAAUGUGGAGCUGUCCAAGCUGCUGCAUCGCCUGGGGCAACCGCUGCCCUCCUGGCUCAGGGAGGAGCUGCAGAAGAUAACAUUUGCGUCCAUGAGGCAAGGCUAA